AUGGAGACAGUUGCUGCGUAUUUGCUGUGCAUUGAGAAUGGACUCGAACCAACCAAAGAGAAAAUGAGUGAGAUCAUCGGAUGUGUCAAUCCAGGAUACUCUAAGGAAUCAUUUGAGCUCUUUCUAAGCAAGAUUUCCGGUAAAACACACGCUGAGAUAAUGGCAGCUGGUUCUGAGAAGAUGGCAACACAGACUGUUUCAACCAAUGCGGCUGCAGCACCAGCUGAGAAGGUAGAGGAGAAAGUAGAGGAAGAGGAGGAGUCAGAUGACGCAGUUCUAGACAUGUUUUAG
Enterospora canceri is the source of this 291-nucleotide messenger RNA. NCBI's taxonomy places the organism in Eukaryota, Fungi, Microsporidia, Enterocytozoonidae. The record is from the annotation of a GenBank genome assembly.